This is a messenger RNA of Trifolium pratense (red clover), 1069 nucleotides long. Its product is annotated as signal peptidase complex catalytic subunit SEC11A-like. Gene Ontology annotation, cellular component: signal peptidase complex; membrane. Bases 173 to 715 code for a protein of 180 amino acids. The transcript is spliced from 8 exons. NCBI's taxonomy places the organism in Eukaryota, Viridiplantae, Streptophyta, Magnoliopsida, Fabales, Fabaceae. The record is from RefSeq and is a predicted model, not a curated record. Gene Ontology annotation, molecular function: serine-type endopeptidase activity.
GUAGUCUGACUGUCCUCCACAUUCAAAGAGACCAACACCCGGAAACAACGAUCCACACCGCCGUCUUCGAUCACAUUGCAUUACUAAGAUUCACAGUUUCAAUUCUAUAAUAAAAAUUAGCAACAUUUGUAUAUUUUCUUUUACCCAUUUUUGAAUUCCACAAGAAUCCUCCAUGGGUUGGGUUUCAGACACAGUGGACUCCAUCAAGUCCAUUAAAGUCAGAGAAGUUUUGCACCAACUCAUUGUUCUUGGGAUGAUUGUAACAACGGCACUAAUUAUAUGGAAAGGGUUAAUGUGUAUUACUGGAACUGAAUCACCAGUUGUUGUUGUUCUUUCCGGAAGCAUGGAACCUGGUUUCCAAAGAGGUGACAUUUUGUUCUUGACUAUGAGCAAGGAUCCUAUUCGUUCAGGAGACAUUGUGGUUUUCAAUAUAGAUGGACGUGAUAUUCCAAUUGUUCACCGUGUAAUUAAGGUCCACGAACGUGAAGAUACAGAAGACAAGUAUUACCUUACUAAAGGAGACAAUAAUCCUAUGGAUGACAGGGUUUUGUACAAUCAUGGCCAGAAUUGGUUGGAGAAAAAGCAUAUUAUGGGAAGAGCUGUCGGGUUUGUACCUUAUGCUGGUUGGGCUACAAUAAUUAUGUCUGAAAAGCCUAUUAUCAAGUAUGUACUCGUAGGGGCAUUGGGACUGCUGGUUUUGACAACAAAGGAAUAGGCUAAGAAGCAAUCAUAUAAAUACAACAAUGUAUAAGAAUCUCAGAAUAUUUUUGAAGUUAUUAGUGAAAAUAAUUUAUAGUUUCUUCAAUGCCUCCUUACUGGAAUGAAGCAAUUUAUAGUUUCUUCAGUGCUUCAAUGGUGAAUUAAUACCAAGGCAGUGAUGGGCAAAACAUACAACUCAUAGUCAAGUCUCAGUUUAACCAUCAACCAAAACAUAAAGCAUAUUCCCAACAGAGUUAAUGAUGACUUUUUUUAAAAUGAUUUUAAUUUUUUUUUUUUGAAAACAAUAAAUUUGUCAAAAAUAUAUUUUUAUUAUUCUCGAAAAUUCAUAAAUACACACUGUUUAUGUUCA